AUGACUUCGAACCCUGUAAAGAAACCCAUGAGAUUAGCAUCCCUAACCACAGCAGAUGCAGCAGCUUCAUGGUACUACUGUGCUAUUGUCUUCAUGGCCCUCAUCCUGCUGUUUAUUAUCUUUUCUGGUGAAGAGUAUUCUUUCACUGGAGAUGAUCAUGAGCUUUUUGUUGAUUGGAGAGGGUCGAACCAGCUGUUCAUGAAUCGGCGGCCGUGCGAGGAAAUAUAUGUGGUGGGACAGGGAGAGACGCUUCACACCAUCGGCGAGAAGUGCAGCGACCCUUUCGUAGUUGAGCAAAACCCCCAUAUUCAUGACCCUGACGAUGUCUUCCCUGGACUUGUUAUCAAAAUCACUCCAACGAAAAAUCUUGUAACUUUCGUAAAUAACUGA
Messenger RNA from Rhododendron vialii, 390 nucleotides. RefSeq lists its product as uncharacterized. The record is from RefSeq and is a predicted model, not a curated record. The coding region runs from base 1 to 390 and encodes 129 amino acids. The transcript has a single exon. Lineage: Eukaryota; Viridiplantae; Streptophyta; Magnoliopsida; Ericales; Ericaceae.